UCCUUUCCCCACACUUCAUCCCACUUCCCCCACCACCGCCACGCCGCCGCCGUCGCCAUCGCCGGCGCCGCCGCGGAGGCCGGCUGUGCGACCUCGCCGGAGAUAUGCCUGAAACCGCGGCGGAGGCCAACCUCCGCAAGCAGCUGGAGCAAACCCUCGCCGACGAGCCAUCCAGCCCGCUCCACCAUUACAACCUCGGUGUCUUCCUAUGGGACCGCGCGGAGGCGGAGGCGGACGCAGCGGCGACGGAGGAGGAGGCGAGGCGGCUCCGUGCGGUGGCGGCAGAACACUUCCUCGCUGCGGCCAAGCUGAACCCCAACGACGGCGUCCCCUUCCGCUUCCUCGGCCACCAUUAUGCGCGCGCCGGCGAUGCGCAGCGAGCGGCCAAGUGCUAUCAGCGGGCGGCGACGCUCAACCCUGACGAUGCCGAGGCUGGGGAGGCUCUAUGUGAUUUGCUAGAUUUGGAGGGAAAGGAAAGCUUAGAGGUUGCUUUGUGUAAGGAGGCGGCUGGCAAGUCACCCCGGGCAUUUUGGGCGUUCCAGAGGCUUGGGUACUUACAGGUCCAUCAAAAGAAAUGGUCAGAGGCUAUACAGAGCCUUCAGCAUGCAAUACGAGGUUACCCAACAUGUGCAGAUUUAUGGGAAGCACUUGGUCUGGCAUACCACCGUUUGGGCAUGUUUACUGCAGCAGUAAAGUCAUAUGCGCGAGCUAUUGAACUGGAUGGUUCUAGGGUCUUCGCAUUGAUAGAAAGUGGAAAUAUCCAGCUAAUGCUUGGUUAUUUUAGGAAGGGUGUUGAACAGUUCUGCUCUGCCUUGGAGAUGGCUCCUCAUAAUCAUUCUGCAUACUUUGGUCUUGCAUCUGCACUGCUUGCUUGGGCAAGGCAGUGUGUGAUGACUGGGGCCUUUGGCUGGGCAGCUAGUCUUUUGAAGGAAGCAUCAGACGCUGCAAAAGUUUGUACUUCCUUGACUGGAAACCUUUCCUGUGUUUGGAAAUUGCAUGGGGAUGCUCAGCUUGCACUUGCAAGGUGCUUUCCAUGGGAUGAUGGUAAUAUCAAGAGGGGUAUGGAUGAUGGUACUUUCAGAGCUGCUGUACUUGAGUGGAGAAAUACAUGUUUGUCUGCUGCAAAUGGUGCAAAAUUUUCAUACCAACGUGCAUUGCAUCUCACUCCCUGGGAAGCUAAUAUUCACAAUGACACUGCUAUAUGUCUUGAUCUCAUUUAUACCAUUGAGGAGAAUAACAGUCUAGACCCCAUAGUUUGGGAGUUGCCAGAGAAAAUGGCGUUGGGUGGGUUGAUAUUGGAGCCAGUUAAUAAGGAUUUUUGGGUUACAUUGGGUUCAGUAUCAAGUAAUCAAGCUUUAAAACAACAUUCUUUUAUUAGAGCACUGCAUCUUGAUACAUCUCUCUCUGAAGCUUGGGCGUACCUUGGAAAGAUUUACAGGCAGUCAGGUGAUAAGCUGUUGGCAAGAGAAGCAUUUGAUCGAGCUCGGAGCAUUGAUCCUUCAUUGGCCUUGCCAUGGGCAGGAAUGUCGGCUGAAAACCAUCACCAGCCUAGGGAUGGCCUGGUAAAUGAAUCUUUUGAAAGCUGCUUGCGGGCUGUGCAGAUACUACCUCUGCCAGAGUUCCAGAUUGGUCUUGGAACAAUUGCCGCUCAUUCUGGUGAACUUCUAUUAUCACCUCAGGUAUUGAUGGCGGUAAGGCAAGCUGUUCAUCGAGCACCUCAUUACCCAGAGUCGCACAAUAUAAAUGGGUUGGUUUCUGAAGUGCGAUCAGAUUUCCAAUCUGCAAUUGCAUCGUACCGUCAAGCAAGAUUUGCUUUAGGUAUGAUGCACAACUCCGAAACAGACAACCGAUGUCAUAUUGCUGAUGUUUCGGUGAAUCUUGCCCGGUCACUAUGUAAGGCUGGUCUUGCAACUGAGUCAGUGCGGGAGUGUGAAGAAUUGAAAAGACAAGGAUUUCUGAGUACUGACGGAUUGCAGAUAUAUGCUUUUUCAUUGUGGAAACUUGGUCGACAUGAUGAAGCUCUUUCAGUAUCAAGAAACUUGGCUGAAAGCUUAUCCAGUAUGAACCAGGAGAGUGCAACUGCGGCUUUGGGGUUCAUAUGCACGUUGACAUACAACAUCUCUGGGAAGGACUCCGCAGCUGCGGUUAUUCAUAAAUUGCCUGGUCAACUCAAUUACAGCACACAGCUGAAAUUUAUUAUCUCUGCAUUAGAUGCUUUGCAUCCAAACAAGCGUUUUCAAUUACCUCAGCUGAGUAUCCCUCCUAGACUUACAUCCUACGAAGUGAUGAGCGAAGUCCACUCGAAUAUUGCUCUUGGGAAGGCCAUUGGUGGGGAAUUAGACAAGGUUUUAAGGGUUGAUGGUGGUCUGUCCUACCUGAAAAGGGUUCUCCACAUGUAUCCUGAUUGCAGUUUAGUAAGAAACCAUCUUGGAUCUCUGCUGCUGUCAAGUGAAGAUUGGAUGGCCUCUCAUAAAACAGUAAGGGUUACUUCAUUGUCGCAUGGCUACACAUCCAACAGGGGCCUAAGAUCUCCACAUCAAAUUCAAGCAUGUGCAGCAGUUUCUUGCUACGCUACCUGCACUUCUUACCCAAAAUUCUCUUUCCCAACAUGUGAAGACCAAUACUUAAGUGGAUACAAUGCAAUAUGCCACCUGCAAAGGUGGGUUCACCUAGAACCAUGGAACCAAGAUGCACGUCGCCUGCUUGUACUUGCCAUUUUCCAAAAAGCACGUGAGGAGAAGUACCCAAAACAUAUCUGCACGAUUUUGAAGAGGUUGAUUUUGCAAGUUAUGUCCAGUGGUAACAAGUCACAAGAAAAUAAAGUUGUUCAGUAUGGAAACUACUUGCUACUUCUUUUGACUUCAGAGGUUAGUUUGCAAUCUGGUGACUAUGGCAACUGUAUUGCUCAAGCUACUGAAGCUCUCAGAGUAACUUCUUCAAGUGUGGAUACUUUUUUGGCACACUUGCAACUAUGUCGAGCCUAUGUGAUGCAAGGCAAUUGUUUGAACUCUAGGAGUGAGUACAUGAAAUGCCUUCAAAGCCGUACUGAUACUGAAAUUGGCUGGGUAAUGCUUAAGCAGCUUGCAUCUAUGUGUUCACUGGAAGGUACCUCUGAUGAAAUAGAGGUACAUCUCCGAGAAUGCAUUGAAAAGAAAGGUAGUAAUGCAUCCAGAUGGUUGUCUCUUUUCUAUCUAGCAUGCGCUCAGUGCUCAGUAUGGCAUGAGGACUUUGCAAGUGCUGAAAAAGUUAUUGCUCAGGCAUGUGCUGAAGGGGAUACUGACAGCUGCGUAUUAUUUCUCAACGGCGCGAUCAGUAUGGACAUUGCCUGGAGGUUUGCAGCCCCUCAAUUCAUACCCCGUGCAGCUUCCAGCCUCAGAAAAGCACAGCAAAAAUCACUAGCUUCUUUACCUAUUGUCUCUCUCUUACUGGCCCAAGCAGAAGGCAGCCUUGGCUCCAAAGCCAAGUGGGAGAAAAACCUUCGCCUAGAAUGGUUCUCUUGGCCCCCAGAAUUGAGGCCUGCUGAGAUCUAUUUCCAGAUGCAUCUUCUGGCAACGCAGUCAAGUGCAGCAGCUUCCCAGCAGAACCAGCUAGUGGAAACCAUUCAAACCCCGGAGAAGUGGCUUCUCAGGGCCAUACACCUGAACCCGUCGUGCUCCAGGUAUUGGACGGCUCUGAUGCAACUCGUGUACGUGUAAUAACCCUUUGGAAUUGGAAGCAUAUGGAUUGUGUGAAAUCCAUCACGAUGCAGCGCAUUUGUUGACUCAGCUGUAGCAUUGAUUGGCUGACUGUCCUGAGAACCUAACUGAACUGAUAUUCAUCCGGUUUUGAGAGUUGAGGCGUGAGGAUAUUUCCUGAAAAAGUUUCUUUUUCCUGAUAGAUUUUCAGGAACACUGUUUCUUUGUUGUAAACUCCUUUUACAAACCACUCUCCAGGACUGGUCUGGACUCUGGACUUCGACUUGACAAAAACCAAUUCGCGACCUAUUAUCCAACAUUAUUAGCAUGUCAUAAAUCAUAAUCGAA
Messenger RNA from Oryza brachyantha (malo sina), 4022 nucleotides. RefSeq names its product tetratricopeptide repeat protein SKI3. The transcript is spliced from 22 exons. Gene Ontology annotation, molecular function: protein binding. Lineage: Eukaryota; Viridiplantae; Streptophyta; Magnoliopsida; Poales; Poaceae. Bases 105 to 3695 code for a protein of 1196 amino acids. The record is from RefSeq and is a predicted model, not a curated record. Gene Ontology annotation, cellular component: Ski complex.